Guillardia theta CCMP2712 is the source of this 1398-nucleotide messenger RNA. RefSeq lists its product as hypothetical. The record is from RefSeq and is a predicted model, not a curated record. Bases 1 to 1398 code for a protein of 465 amino acids. NCBI's taxonomy places the organism in Eukaryota, Cryptophyceae, Pyrenomonadales, Geminigeraceae. The transcript has 5 exons.
AUGCCAUUUCAUUUAUUGCGAGAUACAGUUGAAAAGUAUCAGAGAAAGAUUGACUUGGAAAAACGUCGACUCGAAGAUUUUGAGAAACAAACUAAAGUCCUCACAGCCAAAAUGCUGGACAUGCAAUCAUCACGCGGAGGGGUCAAUGCUUGCAAAGAAGUCGAUCGAUCUGUACAAAAACAAAUAAGAGUGCUUGAAAAUCGACUUGACAAGGCCCUGAUCAAGUUCAAUGAAGCGCUAGCAUAUAACAAGAAGUUGAGAGAGGAGAUCGACAACUUGAGGCGUGAAAGAGUCAUUUUUGAUCAAAUCAAUGCAAAACUAGCCAAAGAACUUCAUGAGAAGAAGAAAGAAAUGGCCCAAAUCAUUGAAAUUUCAAACAUCGCCUAUGAGGCUCGUGAUCAGGCACAAAAUGAGAUGUCGCUCUUGAAAGCCCACGCCGACAAAGAACAAGCUCAAUUCGAACAGGAAUGGAGAGAGCUUGGAAGAGUUCUGGAACAGGACAGGAGGCUGAAAGAAAGAAUGGCCGGGCAGGAAAGAAGUCGAAGUGCUGAGGACGACAGUGCAGCUCUGCGCAAAACGCUGGUCCGAGGCAGCUGGAACACAGCCAAGGACAAAGCAGCUCAAAAAGCCAAUCUUGAUCGCGCUCAAAGCUUUGAGGAAGCUUUCAACGAGAUAAAGAAUGCGACUGGCAUCGACAAUAUCGACGAGCUUGUUCAAACGUUCAUCGAUGCUGAAGAUCAAAAUUUCUCUCUAUUCAACUACGUGAACGAAUUGAAUAAUGAGAUCGAGAAGCUGGAAGAGCAGAUUGCUGACAUCAAGACAGAAAUUGAAAAAUACAAGGGACAAGGUGGCCAGAAUGAUCGCCAGAGGAAGAAAUUACUCAAGGACCUCGAAGACCGUCUUGCCAGCACGGAGGCGAGAGCAGAACAAUACGAAGCAAAGGCUCUCAAAGCUGCCAAGACUGUCAGCCAGCUGGAGCAAGGCAUUCAAAGCAUAUUCAACAAGAUCGGAUGUGACAAAGCAGCUCUGAGUGACAUGCUGGGUACCACCGGAGUCACGGAGUCCAAUAUGAUGCAGUACCUUGGGAUCAUCGAGCAGCGGACCAACGAACUGCUUCAAAUCUAUCAGAAGACUUCGAAAGACAAGGAAGGAUCUGGAGAUGUCGUGGCUGUCUUUGGCCAAGGACCUGCCGCCCCAGCAGGAAGCACAGUAAUCAACAUCGACCCUCCAGUGAUCGGCGACGAAGAUGAAACGGAGGAAGAGAGUGAUGAAGAUGAGGAAAGACCAUUGAGUCGCGAUGAGUUGAAGGCUAAAACGCUAAGGGGAUUGACCAAGAGAGAAGGACAGCAGUUGUCUAAGCAGCAAAAGCGAAAGAUGCGCAGAGAGAAAGCCAAGUAA